ACCAUUUGUUGUGGUUAGAACCUUGUGAGGAUAUGCUCAUCCUUAGACACUAGGCUGAGCAUAUGAGGCUUGAUAAAUCCUUAAGAGCAUUUCUAGAGUUUCCCUAAGUGUCCAUAUGAGGGAGGAAAUGACUUUUAGGACAAAGGUCCUUGAGCCUUGGUCAAGCUUUUUGUGUGUUAUCCUUCUUCUUUUCUAGAUUUCUUGUAAUCUUGAUGAAAUACUUUUAUUUGUAUUUUGAGUAUUUUGAUUGUAAUCCUCCUAUUCUCUCUUGUAAUGAGAAUUUUUCCAACACAACCAAGUCAAGAACUGGCUCCAAAGGCUGAGCAUUGUGGUUCUUAAAACAGAUGACUUGAUGGACGAGUUCAACACUCAAGCUUUGAUCAUGUCUCAAAAUCCAAUGGCCAACCAGGUGUGCACCUUCUUUUCCAGCUCCAACCAGCUUGCUUUCCGUUUCAAGAUGAGUCGUAGAAUACAAGGCAUCAAGAAAAAACUGGCUUCCAUUUCCAAUGAUAAAAGCUUCAUUUUGGAGCAAGGACGUCAAGAAACUACCCUAACUACUAGAAGAGUGAGAGAUGCUGACUUCUACGUACGUAAAGAAGAUGUUAUUGGGAGGGAGAAGGAUAGAUCAGUUAUCAUCGAUAAUCUUUUAUCGGAGAGUUCUGAUCAAGAGAGUGUCUCGGUGAUUGCCAUUGCAGGAAUAGGUGGUCUAGGAAAAACCACUCUUGCCAAAAGUAUUUAUAAUGAUGAGAAAGUCAAAAAACAAUUUAAGUUAAGGAUUUGGGUGUGUGUAUCUGAUCAAUUUGACUUCAGACUAAUUAUUAAAAGUAUUAUUGAGUCAGCAAAAGGUGAGGUUAUUUCGGGAGACAUGGGAACAGAACUGUUAGUAAAGAAGCUUCGAGAAGUACUUGGUGGAAAUCGAUAUUUUGUUGUACUAGAUGAUAUAUGGGAGGAAGACCAUGCCAAGUUGUUGAAGUUAAAAGAUUUAAUAAUAAGUAAUGAAAAUGCUGGGAGUAGAGUUGUAAUAACUACUCGCAGUGAAAACAUUGCUAAAUUCUUAACUACUGAACAACAACCCUAUCGACUAGGGGUUCUUGAUGAAGUUGAAUCUUGGUCUUUGUUUAGAAAGGUGGCUUUUGAAGAUGGCUCACAAGAGCUAGAUAACUCUAGCAUUGUUCAGAUUGGAAAGGAGAUUGUGAAAAGGUGUAAAGGAAUUCCCUUGGCCAUCAAAACAAUAGGAAAUAUAUUACAUGGGAAAAGUUUAGAAUCAGAGUGGUCUUCCUUAGAUAAAGAAUUUUCAAAAAUACCUUAUCAACGUGAAGAUGAUAUCUUACCCACCCUCAAACUGAGUUAUGAUCAUCCAUUUGAAACUUUGCUUUGCCUAUUGUAG
Messenger RNA from Cannabis sativa, 1387 nucleotides. Its product is annotated as putative disease resistance protein RGA1. Bases 353 to 1387 code for a protein of 344 amino acids. The transcript is spliced from 2 exons. Gene Ontology annotation, biological process: defense response to fungus. Gene Ontology annotation, molecular function: ADP binding. The record is from RefSeq and is a predicted model, not a curated record. NCBI's taxonomy places the organism in Eukaryota, Viridiplantae, Streptophyta, Magnoliopsida, Rosales, Cannabaceae.